Molecule: messenger RNA, 807 nt
Organism: Encephalitozoon cuniculi GB-M1
Lineage: Eukaryota; Fungi; Microsporidia; Unikaryonidae
Exons: 1
Coding region: 1-807 (268 amino acids)
Source: RefSeq, marked provisional
AUGAACACCUUCAGCCCACAACAACACACCGAGAACCGCCUUCGCUGGAGCCCAGCUCUCAAAGGCCUUCCUCCGCUCGUGUCAAUUGCAUUCCCAGCCCUUAUCUACCUCAUCUUCGGCAAAGAUCGUUUCGAAGAGAACCCUUUCCUCAAAUUCAUCACACUGCUUCUCCCCCUUUCAUAUUCAGCAGCCCACCAUCUUUUUCUGGUCCACACCAGCUGGAACAGGAGCAACAAGCCAGAGGGUAUUCUGCACAGCAUAUCCUACUACACCCUCAAUCUCCUGCUUCUUACAUUCGCCACCAUCUCCAUUCUUUCAAUCAUUGCGUUCCCCUUUGAUGAAUGGGAAGGCGAUGAUUCAUACUACUGUUCCAUCAUCCUUCCCUCUUUUUUCAUGCCAUCCGUCUAUCUCCUCUCCACCUCCUGCUGCCUUGUUCCAGGACGGAUCGGAUUCACAGACACUGGUAUCAACGUCCCUAUCGGCAUGUCGAUACUACUAUGCCCUGCAGUAAGCUUCGUGCUUGUGUGUAAGGAAUCAGAGUACCACCUUCUCCCUGCAAUCUUAUUUCCCAUACUUAUCCUGAUCCGAUUGUUCAAGGAGAAGUGCUUCCCAUCUGAAAAGAAUGCCCUGCCUACUGCACCAUGGAGAACGGCUAUCUUUGUUUUCAUCCUCAUCCUUUCCAUCUUUAUCUAUACACUUAUGGCACGUGUAUUUGUGAUCUCCCUCUAUGACUAUCUAAGCAGGACAGUCUUCUAUUCAAACACCGCUCCCGUCCUCCGCCCAGACAGAAUUCUCAGCCUACUAUAA